Messenger RNA from Pangasianodon hypophthalmus (striped catfish), 7605 nucleotides. It is a transcript of the gene clmpb, whose product is annotated as CXADR like membrane protein b. Gene Ontology annotation, cellular component: cytoplasmic microtubule; membrane; cell surface. The coding region runs from base 798 to 1928 and encodes 376 amino acids. The record is from RefSeq and is a predicted model, not a curated record. The transcript is spliced from 7 exons. NCBI's taxonomy places the organism in Eukaryota, Metazoa, Chordata, Actinopteri, Siluriformes, Pangasiidae.
GUCAUCUCAGGAAGAGUUGUUAAUUAGCUCUUUAGGUUGACUCAGGUGUGUUGGGAGAAGGAAAAACACUGAAAUCUUUAAGACAGCCGUUCUCCAGGACCAGGUUUGGGAACCUGUGACUAAUGCCUUUUUUUUUUCUCUUCAAGCCACUGAAGCAUAUUUGCAUUUUGGUGCACAUGGUGUUGCAUUGCUGACUGCUCGAAAAUGUUUCCUCCGUUAAUCACUAGCAUGCAUGCUGUGACUAAAAUCGUGUCGUGACGCAGAGCGCGUAGAAAACGUGCCGUUGUUUCGCGCCCUUCCCGGUUAAAAGGGUGCCAGUCCGCAGUCCGCGCGCUUGCUAUUCAUGAAUCGUGUCCCUGGUUGUCCCGAGAGCGUGCGCGAGAGCUUCGGACUCUAGAGGUCUCCAUCCUCCUCCAGCAUCCGCAGCCGCGCGCUCCAGUCCCAAGCAUCAGCUCGUGCACUCGGACGAAAGGACAAAACGUGUUUCGAGGGAACCCGAGAGCUUGAAAGGGGCGCUUCGAUUUCUCGAGCAGGACGCAUGGAAGCGUCCCGGGGACGCGGCUUGGUUCCUUAAAGGCGGGAGGAAAGAAGAAGAGGAGGAGGGAGAUGGAUUCGUCUUUCACAAUAUCUUAGAUACGCUGUCCUUGGCGCGCGGGUGCUACCUACAUUUUUUUGUGUGCGUUCCCGCAUCUGAAAUAGUGUUGCUGAAUUGUGCGGGAGCUUUGGCGCGCUGUAGCGCAUUGAAGUGCUUUGUUUCCAACCCCAAAGGACUUCUGUCACCUCCGUGCUGUGCCGAGAUGUCUGCCACAUUCCAGACCUUGUUCCUCGUGCUGCUCAGUGUGCUCUCUGCCGGGGCUCAGACAGAAAUGAAGAAGGUUGUUGGGGACAACGCGACACUGCCGUGCCAUCACCAGUUCCGGCAGUCAAAUGGACAGACGCUGGACAUCGAGUGGAUCCUACAGAAACCCAGCUUCAAACAGCGCGUGAUCAUCACGUUUUUCAACAACGAGGUCUACACCAAUGAUAACGAGGCGAGCCGCCUGUCCUUCGCCGGAGACUACCUGAACGGAGAUGCCUCUCUUCUGAUCAGCGAUCUGCAGCUGAGCGACACGGGCGAGUAUCACUGCAAAGUGAAGACCGGGGGGAAGUACCUUUGGAGCCAGGUCAAUCUCGUGGUCCUGGUGAAGCCGUCUAAGCCACGGUGUUGGAUGGAAGGGCAAUUGCUCAAGGGCAACGAAGUGAAACUGAGCUGUAAGUCUUCUGACGGCUCCGACCCCAUCUACUAUAAAUGGGAGAGAGUUCUGGACAAGGGCAAAAGCGUGGGAAAGCUGCCGGAGUUCGCGCUCAUUGAUCUGAAUAACGCGGGGAUUGUGACUUUGAGGAACCUGAGUCAGGAGAGCUCGGGCAUGUACAGGUGCACAGCCAGCAACGACGUGGGAGAGGAGAACUGUAUCAUCGAAGUUACUAUGCAGUAUGUGCGCAGCGUAGGUGUGGUGGCCGGUGCUGUGGUUGGGGUGUCCUUCGGUGUCCUCAUCAUCAUCCUCAUCAUCUGGUUGGUCUUCCGCAAGAAAGAGAAGAAGAAGUACGAGGAGGAGGAGACACCCAAUGAGAUCAGGGAGGAUGCGGAGGCUCCCAAAGCCAAGCUUGUUAAACCCAACUCGCUGUCAUCCUCUCGCUCGGGCAGCUCUCGCUCCGGUGCCUCAUCCACCCAGUCCAUGGUGCACAGCACCGCUCCCCGUAGCCAGCGACCCCGGCCCCCGGCCAUCUGCGCCCUCAAGGAGAACGGUCAACCCCCCGAGUUCCUGCAGUCCUCCCCAGAACCGCCCACCACCCCCAAAUUCAGGCUGCCUAAUCCACCGGUGGGCCUGGCCGUGCCCACCACGGGGGUCCUGAUGCCGCCGCAGAGCAAAGCCUUCCAGACUGUGUAGGGGAAAGAAAAAGAUCCAGCAACAUCCCAGGACAGGAAACACAUACUGACUUGUCCAACUGCAGAUAUGUCAGCUAAUGCAACUACCGUGUAAAAAAAUUACGAGAGAUAAAAACAAGCAUAAGAAGAAUUAAUACUAUAAAAAACUUAAAUCUAAAUGAAUGCGUACAUGAAAAAUUUUAAGUGCUUGCCCGCUGCUGAACUGUACAGAGACAAAAACAUUUCCCUGUCACUCCCUAUUGCUCUUUCUCUGUCUCUUCAUCUUGUGCUUUCUGCCUGUCUGAAGUUACCUUAUGUUAUUUUUAUCAUUUUAUUGUUUCUUUUUUGACUUUGGAGGCAUAUUGAGCGACGAGGUGGAAAGAUUUGCCCCAAGUGACGCUUUAUUUAUUUAUUGAAAGUGAAGGGGCAGAGAAAGCCAGGGCAAACUGAGUUUAUGAAAUAUCAGGGAUGACGGGAACAAUGAAAAGAAAGGGAAACAACAGAUGACGCUCGCCUCAUAGAAAAGACUGGAAAGAUCGUCACACAGCCUUUCUUUGUGGAAUCAUUGAAAGGGAUGAGAGAAGAGAAUCAAAAUUCUGGUAAUUCCCAGAAUGCAGUGCAGGCAGUUGGAUAUUCAAAAUGGCACCUUGUGACUUUAGAAGCAUUUCCAGUGACCACACGUACAGUCCAGCACAUAAAGACAUGAAUAUCACAUGCAUUAAUGAAAAGGAUAAGAUUCGGUCAUAAUAUUUGGCAAUUAUUCAGUUACCGCUCACUAUGUACAUGUUUAACAUACAACACUGUGGGACAAAUUCAUCUAUUUCACUUGUAAUGUAUGUAUGGUGUCCUGUGAUGGACUAGUGUCCCAUUCAGGGGCCUUGCUCCCAGUGUUCUCGGGAUAGGCUCUCAAUCCAACGUGACCCUGACCAGGAUAAAGCGGUUACUGAAAUCGAUGAAUGAAUGUUUUUUUUGUUUUGUUUUUUUUUUUUUUUAAACAUCUAUACACAUACGCAACCUCAUUAUUUUUCAGUUUUACACUUGUGGACAAUGUUAGCCACUAUUGCUACCCACAGGUGUCCUGCGCUCACGCUCACUAAACUUUGUAUUCUCAUUGCUUUAUUUUGCAUUAUUUACAAAAUUACUGAUAUAGGAAAUCUGGAAAAUUGAAAUAGGAACAAUCUGAGUGGAAUAUUCCUGAAUGUGUGUUUAACCCAUGUAGCCAUUGCUUGUAUUUUGUUUCCUUCCUAGAAUAUCCAAUGGUACUAUUGAAGCACUUGAGGCACAAAUAACUGAAUAUAAUAUAAUAUCACGCUGUUGUUGAUAAGAGAUCAUAGUGGCAGGAACUUAUCUACAGCAACGGUGUGCAUCAAGGUUCUCCUUUAGGACCUUUAAAAAUGUGCUGUAACAGGACAACUGCCUCUUUGCAUCAGCGACUCGUCGGUUUCUCUGGACAGCACUGCCACAGGGCCGGUCAUUAUCCUCAUCCCGGAGUCCCUCAGAACCAUGUAGGUGCAUUUGAACACACAAGUAGCCUAUUUUGUGUGCCUUUGAGAGUUUCUUUUUUCUAUCCAGUGCACCUAGUGACCCAAAUUUCAGCCUUUUUGUAAACACCGGCCCUGUGCAGGCUGGACGAUGAGGACAGGAUAAUGAGGCUGGACAAUAAGGCAGUCCCUUUCAUCUAGAAAUAGUGUACAGUACACACAAUGUUUUAUAUUGUACAUAUGAAUAGAUAUACACACAAUAUCCUUUACAUUAUUGGGCGGUGGUCAAGAUAAAAUGUCAUCGAUACUGUAAAUGAAUACUAAAGCAUUUUUAAGGACUAUUAGGAGAUCAGUCUACUCUGGGAGUUACUAGAACUAGUCUCCUUGUUAUAAAUAGCAGCUUCUCCCUCUCACUGUCUCUAUAGACUCAUUAUAAUCCAUAUCGAUUGUUCAUCUGCACAUUUCGAAUCAGCCUAAUUCAAUUUUUCAAUUCAAUUACAUUUGUAGUGCUUUUAACAACAGACACUGUCAGCUCUACAGAAAUCCGGAUGUAGAUUUAGGUCCCUAAUGAGCAAGCCAGAGGCGACAGUGGCAAAAAUAAAACCCAGAUAAGGAUGAGGAAGAAAUCUUGAGAAGAACCAGACUCGAAAAGGAACCAGUCCUCUUCUGGGUAACACUGGAUAGUGUGAUUUUAAAUCAUUACACUAUAAUUCUCUGUGAUUUGUCAGAGUUUUUUUUUUUUUUUUGUCUUUCUGUGUUUUUUCAAGCAGAGGUUCUCAAAUUUCUGGUAGACUUUAACUGUAAAAUAAAUUCCACAGACCCCCUCAGUACAGAUUUGGUUCAUUAACAUUAUUUCAAUGUGAUCAAUAAUAUUUUGCCUAUAUUUUAGAGCCAUAGAGGGUUUUUUUUUAACUGGACAAAACACAUUCAGUCCCAGCUAACAUUAUUAAUAUGCAGGGGUGGAAAAUACUUGAGUAAUUGUACUUCAUUACUAUACUUAAGUGUUAUUAAGUUAAGCCUUAUUUUUUAGUCCUUACAUUUUUAUUUAGACCUUCAAAGUACUUGUUACAAAUCUCAAAGGUUCUCUCAUCCAGCCAAUGACUUUACACUAACAUCAAAUUCACGUCGUGUCAUUAAUAUAGAUAAAAUUCAGUGUACGUAAUUAGUGCUAUAGCAACCUGUAUGUGUGUCUGAAGACGAAUAAUCCACUAGGAUGAGUGGCCCUGGCCCUACCUCAGUAAAAUGUUUUAAUAUGCUGGAGUAGGCAACCUAGAAAGCAUGAACUCCAUAUAAUUUGAAAAGGAAUGUUGAGGUAAAUUUCACAAAUUUGAUAAACAUUAACUGACUAUAUUUACCCAAAUGAACAUGUUUUCUUUGCUAAUGGCAGGUUUGACUAGCAUCGAGUCCAGUAGCUAACAUAACUGGCUAAGCAGCAAGUCUAAUUCUAAGUCUAAUAUGCAGCAUUAGUCAUGCAUAUGAGCAGCAAUCUUACAGAGAUUCAAUGAUGUUUUCAGGCAAAAUGGCAUAGUUGCUUUAAAAUGAAAAUCAAAGUAAAUCUAAAAGUUCGUUUUCACAUUACCUUUAAAACAUUGACUUAAUUUUAUUGGUUAAAAUCAUUUAUUUUUUACUUUUUAAUACUUUUCUACAUUGCUACAAAAAAGCAACUUGACAUGAGUACUUCUCGGUACAUUUUCCACCCCUGUUUAUAUAUUUAUUACAGGUUUAUAUUUAUAUAUUUUUUUAUAAAUAUAUAAUUCCGGAUCCACCGUGACACUGAUGAGGAUAAAGUGCUUACUGAAGAUUUGUGUGUUUGAGUUAUGUUUGGAUUAAAGCCAUUCAAAUCAAGGGACCAUUCAAAUCAGACUAUAAGACCAUAAUAAUAAACAUAACAACUUUGCUACUGGUGGGUUGUGAUUUCUAAAUACAUAUCUAAGUAACUGAAUAAAAAAUCAUGGACCCCCCACCCCCUGACUUGAGAACCACUGUUUUAAUCAAUCCAUCUUCAUCUUUAACAUUCCUGUAGAGCUGUGUAUGUCAUCUAGCAGAUUGCUCUUCUGAACUUGAUUUCACAUCUUCCUGUAACCUUUCUCCAUAAUUAUAUAACACACACACACACAGCAGUCUUACUUUUACACAUGUCCACACACUCGGCCGAACAAUAUCUAUCUCUGUCUUUCUCACACACACACACACACACACACAAACACACACAAACACACACACGUGUACUUGCUUCCAAUUUAAGCGAGUGCUUGCAGGGCGGUGUUGCUGGGUGCAGUGGCAUCACUAAGUGUGAUGGAUGUGCUGUCAGCAGGGUGGAGGAUGAAGGAUGGAGCUGAGCCAGCAGGGAACACAGGCAAGGCGCUGCGUGGCUUUAACCCCACUCUACUACACCACAUCCACACAUCAAACCACUCCACACGACAAAGUGUGUGUUUCUCUCAAUCACCAACGUCCCUCUCUGUGUGCCCAGCUCAUCAUCCAUUUAUGGUACCAUUUAUGAGUGUGUGUGUGUGUCUGUGUCUGUGUGUCUGUCUCUGCACCAUCACUUGGACCUGAGGAAAUGAAAACAAGCUGCAUGUCCUCCAGCUGUUCUUCUCAUCGGACUCUCUGGGUCUCAGGUGGCAUUUCAGCCGGUUUAUGAGCCUCUGUGCCCAGCGGCACCACAUUUUCACACUCUCCCACUCAUUCUAGCAUCAGGAGCUGUCGUGCAAACUCCAAAAUGGCUCGAGUGGUCUUUAAAAUCAUAUACGACACCAUCAUGUGAUGGAGCCAGUAGAGUUUUUAAAAAGACACUCAACAAUGCUAUUUUCAGAAAGGGAGAUGAUUACACCCAAACUCUAGAAUCCCAACACUAGUACUAGUUAGUAGUCCAAAGACUGUCUCUGUUGAAACCUUUUGACUAACCCUUUGACUACUCAAUGAUGGAUUCUGAGUCAGUUUGGUUAAAAGCACCUGCUAAAUGAAUGAAUCUUGUGCUGCGGCCUGGGAAAACCCUUCACACUGGCACAUGUUGACAUUUCUUCCUUUUGCGUUGUCCUUUUGCAUGUAUCUCAAUCUAAAGUAAAGUUCUAGCAUUUUUGACAUCUGAAAAAAAGGAGAAAAGUGUGUUUAAAGAUUUCAUUCCAAUUCCACUGAACAAUGUUCUGCCCACAUCUACCUAAUAUAUUUAUGGGAAAAAAAAGACUGCCAAAUUGUAAAGAAUUCUAUGUUUAUGAUGUGAAAUGAUUUCUUACUUUGAUUAGGAGCAUCGUCCACAUCAGUUUGUCUCAUCACCUGAAGCAGGAGUCUCUCACGGGGUUUAAACACGAGCCUCAUCAUCAUCUCCUCAUUCGACUGAUCUCUAUUCACGCUAACAUCAGUGAGGAAAUCAUCACUGAUUCAUUCACUCCAUUCUCUCUUGUUCUCUCCUAAAUUUCUUGUUAAUGAUUUUUUUAGCACAUUGACACAUUUAAAAAAUUUUUCCACUGUCAUCUGUAGUGUGUAAGUGCUCUUCUAUAUUUUGAUGAUGAUGAUGAUGUGAUGGUACAGGGCAUCGAAGACAUUUUGACAGCCACUAUCUGAUCACAAAAUUCUUUAGGCAGACUGCCUGACUUUACCUCUGUGUUUGUUAAACGGACCCCUUACACAACGUGAUCUUUGCAGAAAGACGCCAAGGCAGGGUUAGAAAGUAGCCUAAGUACAAAUAUUAGCAAUAUCCAAUGGGUUUUCCCAGACCACCACACAUUUGGCAGCGAAUUUAUUGCAGGGGAUAAUGGGUUUGAUUAAAAAAAACUUCCCAGAUCCAUUCAAGCUGAUGAAAAUUAAUACUGUAAUCCUAAGAAUAAUAAAAGGAAGCACUGUCUCUUAAAGGAAGAUGAAGGAAAUGUAUAUUCUAUGGAGCAGAUAUUGGGUUUGCUUUACUUUGGUGUUUCCACCUGUAUUCCACCGAGUCCCUUUAAAUGUGUCACACAGAGUCGUCUGUCUCUCUCUGUGUUUCUUUGAUUCAGUUUCUGUUCAUUUCAGACUUAGAAAUGUGUGCAGACUGUAGAGGAGGGAGAGUAGAUGUCAUUACAAUUCCCCCACUUUUCUCAGCUCUAGCUUUAUUUUUUCUCUCCAGAUCGGUGCAUUUGUUUUAAAGGCGAUCCAUUCUUGUAAAUAUAGCCAUUUAAAAAUGUAUAUUUUUACGGAUUCUGAGAUAUUACUACUUUGUUUGCAAAUAAAAUAUUCAACAAGUUA